AUGUGGUUUUGUUUUCGAGCUCAUACCUGGUUGAGCGUUCAGAGACGCGCUCAUGGUAGUAGAAGAAAAGUCUUCCCUAGGCAGACCAAUCGAAUUAACUGUAGAAUAGCAUAUGCUGACCACUGGCGCACCCGGAUCGGUACACGUGGACCAGCAUCUGGAAACUGGAGAGAUCAUUGUCAUCCGCAAGCCGACUUGGGUAAUACCAACCGUCGCAGUGUUAUCAAUCAUACACCCAAGCAGCGCCCAUCUUCAGGCAAUAGGUCUGCGAAGAAGUCUGUCGCUGAAGCUGUACCUGAAAGAGAGCACAGUGAAGCCAAGGUGCAAAAGCCCAGGAAAUCGAGCCAGGAGGUCAGGGGUGACAAGGAUGCAGAUAUAGUAGUGGUCAAUGCGAGCGUAUUAGUACACGCCCUCCACCAGGUGAAGAAAUGGUGCAGAGAUGGACGUGAUGAAAUCGUUAUUGUACCCCUUGAAGAAGGGAACGAAUCCUCUCACCCAACGCGCGCGGUCAGCUUCACGAAUUUUAGAGGCUUUAUUGGCACAGAUGCUUGUAUCCAUGUCCAGUGGGAUGAUGCCUUCGUUCUGUGGGACCGCAUCGAGUUCAAGGACAUGUCAGCUGAUGAUGCUAAGGACAAAGCUAUGUUACAGUCACUGCACCUCUCUGGUUCUCCAGAGUGGGUUCGGCACAUGAUGAUUAUGUCGCUGAAACUCGUGCUUCAACGAGUGACAAACUCAUAGUCGUUUUUGCUAUCCUUUCCCCUUUUGUUGUUCCAGCUCAGGUCUGUCGAACCAAGGCAAUCC
Molecule: messenger RNA, 801 nt
Organism: Suillus fuscotomentosus
Lineage: Eukaryota; Fungi; Basidiomycota; Agaricomycetes; Boletales; Suillaceae
Exons: 3
Coding region: 1-738 (245 amino acids)
Source: RefSeq, a predicted model, not a curated record